AUGGCUUCACAAAUACAUUUUCUAGACAUUAAGGGCAAACCAUUACUAUCCCGUGACUACAAAGGAGACAUCCCAUCCAACACAAUUGAAAAAUUCCCCCUUUUAUUAUUGGAUUUGGAAAAUACUAUAGAUGAUGGGGAAUACAAACCAUUCAUUAACCAUCAGGGGAUAAACUACGUCUUUAUCAAUCACAAUAACUUGUAUAUUUGUGCAUUAACGAGGAAAAAUGAAAAUAUAAUGACGAUAAUCAUUUUCCUAUCGAAAUUAGUUGAAGUUUUGACCCAGUAUUUUAAAUCAUUAGAAGAAGAAAGUAUAAGGGAUAAUUUUGUUAUAAUAUAUGAAUUGCUUGAUGAAAUGAUGGAUUUCGGAAUCCCGCAGACUACUGAUACCAAGAUCUUGAAAGAGUACAUCACUCAGGAUUACUACUCCUUGAUCAAGACUACACCAUCACAUUUAGUUGCUCCUCCUAAUGCUGUAACCAAUGCAGUAAGUUGGAGAAAAGAUGGUAUCAGUUACAAAAAGAAUGAAGCAUUUUUGGAUGUGGUUGAAAGUAUCAAUAUGUUGAUUUCACCUCAAGGUAAAGUCCUAAACAGUGAGAUUCUUGGAGAAAUUAAAAUCAAAAGUCAUUUGAGUGGAAUGCCUGACUUGCGUUUAGGACUCAACGAUAAAGGUCUUUUCACAAGCAAUGAUGAAUCCUCAACCACCGAAGGUAAAAGUGUUGAAAUGGAAGAUAUCAAAUUCCAUCAAUGUGUUCGAUUAUCAAAAUUUGAAAAUGAAAAAAUUAUCACAUUUAUCCCACCAGAUGGUGAAUUCACCCUAAUGUCAUAUCGUUUAUCAUCAGCUCAAUUCCUAACUAAACCCUUAAUGUUGGUCAAUUGUAAAACCAAGAUACAUAAACAUUCCCGAAUUGAAAUCAACUGUACCAUAAGAGCACAAAUCAAAAAGAAAUCAACAGCAAAUAACGUUGAAGUAAUUAUACCCAUUCCCGAUGAUGCCGAUACACCCAAGACUGAAACUGAAUAUGGAUCAGUUAAAUGGAUCCCUGAGAAAUCUUGCCUCGUUUGGAAAUUGAAAACUUUCCCUGGAGGUAAACAAUUUGCCAUGAGGGCUGAAUUAGGAUUACCCGCAGUGAACGAUUCUGAAACAGUGUUGAGUAAGAAGCCAAUUAAAGUGAAUUUCUCAAUUCCUUAUUUCACCACUAGUGGAAUCCAAGUGAGAUAUUUAAGAAUCAAUGAGCCAAAAUUACAAUAUCAAUCAUACCCUUGGGUUAGGUACAUUACAAAAUCAGGAGAAGACUACAUAGUAAGGACAAGAUAA
Lodderomyces orthopsilosis Co 90-125 is the source of this 1317-nucleotide messenger RNA. It is a transcript of the gene APM1, whose product is annotated as Apm1p. Gene Ontology annotation, molecular function: clathrin-cargo adaptor activity. Lineage: Eukaryota; Fungi; Ascomycota; Pichiomycetes; Serinales; Debaryomycetaceae. Bases 1 to 1317 code for a protein of 438 amino acids. The record is from RefSeq and is a predicted model, not a curated record. The transcript has a single exon. Gene Ontology annotation, biological process: vesicle-mediated transport; intracellular protein transport. Gene Ontology annotation, cellular component: clathrin adaptor complex; clathrin-coated vesicle.